Molecule: messenger RNA, 2296 nt
Organism: Frankliniella occidentalis (western flower thrips)
Lineage: Eukaryota; Metazoa; Arthropoda; Insecta; Thysanoptera; Thripidae
Exons: 11
Coding region: 164-2149 (661 amino acids)
Source: RefSeq, a predicted model, not a curated record
UUGCUUGUGGCCACAAACAGGAACGUACAGCCAGGGGCGUCCGGGGACGUCCUUGCGCGGUACGUACCAACUUUUGGGCCUUUGGUGAACUUUUGUUGCAGAUCCUAAGGUGCAAGGUGGCGGCUUCCUCGUUAACUCUGGCAACAAGUGGUUCGUCCAGGGCAUGUUCAUCGCCCAUGUCAAGCUGCGACGCUCCUCUCUGCUGCUGGCCAACGAUUUCACCGACGUGGACCUCCGGAGCUGGCUGCGAAAAAAACUCGACCGUCUGCAGAUAGUUGAGUCCAAGUCCGAUGACAUGGGCCCAAAGACUUGCGCUGGCGGUCACCCCUCCAAGUCCGAGUGCGGUGUGUUUGUACCCAUCGACCAGGGCUUGGCCGAGGGAGAAGACCCCCUCCAAAGCCCAACCCCCAACCACAUGCAGUGGAACGUGGACGUGCACGUGGACUACAAGAAACCCGACGGCCACUGGGCCGUUCGGGGAGGCACUCUGGUCGGCGCCAAGAUGGUCCUUACCUCCGCCAUCCGUUUGGUGACGGUCUCGCAAGCCAACGAUACGGGGAGCGUGCAGACCAUCCCCACGAGCGACGUCAUCGUCAAGUACAUCUCGGCCGACGUCAGAGACCGCAGGAUCACGGAGGUCGAGCGUAUUCACUUGCGUGAGCGUACCAAGGGCUCGUACGACUUUUUCCGCUACGACCUGGCGCUGCUCGAGCUCAAGUCCGCGGUGCCGCUGAUGCCCCUCUGCGUGCCCCUGCCGGGCUGGGUCGGCACGGCCCUCCCGCCGCUCGGUCCGGGCUCCACCGGACAAGUCGAGCUGUUUCCGGACCCGAACAGCAGCGACCGAGUCCUCAUACCGACCUACUACCGCACAACGGACGAGUGCCGGCAGCUCACGAACCUGAGCGACACCGACACCGUUGGCGGAGACCAGUUCUGCACGCAGUCUUCUUACAGUCUCCAGAAUUCCCGCACCCGGCUCCCGCUCGGCGGCGCCUACUCGGUGGUCACCAACGGCACGUGGUACAUGCGCGGCGUCCUGGGCGUGGACUGGCAGUUCAACGGCGCUCCCGGCACCGACGUGUUCUCCUUCUACAAUCUGGACGACGUCGAGCUCCUCGUCUGGCUCGCCGCCAAGAUGCGGGUCAACGGCCUGACACCCGCCGAGAAGGCGACCAUCACGACGACGACCACCACGACCACGACAACAACUACAACGCGCCGACCCCUCCCCGCCGCCUCACUGCCUACCGAGCCCCCGCCACCCCCACCCGGCCAGUGCGGCGUGACCGGCGUGCCGCUGGACUCCAUCCCCCGCAACGGCUCCAUCUCCGGACACCUGCCGUGGUCCGUGUUCGUCUCCAAGGCCAAGCCCGACGGCGGCCUGGAGCUCAACGCCGGCGUGCUCGUUCGCGCCGAUAUGGUGCUCACGCAGGGGCACAGACUGGUGACCCCCAUGGGGCGGUGGAACGACUCGGGAGACGUCAGCGGGAUCGACUUGCGGCUGCUGCGCGUCGUCUGGAUCACACCGUCGGGCAGCAGAAAGAGAUCAGAGGUGGUGGAGCUGCUCGUCCACGAGCGGGACCGUGGGCCGCGCUCCGACUUGCCAUGGGACGUGGCGCUGCUCAGGCUCAAGACCCCCUUCCGGAGCAGCCCGCUGCCCUGCCUGGACAUCGGCGGCGUCCACCCUGCCCUCCGGCCGUUCGGUGCCGGCCAGACCGGCGUGAUUGAAACGUGGCGAGGAGACUUCUCGGGCGGCCGCUAUUACAUAGCGUCAGCCCCAGUCUUGAAUGACGCGGACUGUCGCAAGCAGGUGGCUGAGAACAACAAGAACGUGGAGCUUGACAAGUUCACGUCCGACAGGUUCUGCACGGAGAAGCUGAGCGAGGUAGUGUGGGACGGCGCAGCCUUUCUGCUUAAGGCAGGCAACCUCUGGUACGUCCGUGGAAUCAAAGCGGUCCUCUGGGUAGCCGAAAACGGACCUUAUGGCAUCACCGACCUGCAGGAGGAGUCCGUGCGAGAGUGGCUGAGGGAACACGUGAACCCGAACACGCGGAUUAACUUCACACCGAAGCCAGACGCGAAGCCGAAACCAAGGCCAAUUGUGCCCACCACCGAGGCCCCCUCUGACCCAUUCUAUUUCGCGGACUGAACAACUGUUUCGCAGUAGUUUCUAAUUUUGAUUAGUUUAAGGAAGGGUUCGUCAACAUAGGUAUCAGCUGUCAUACUUGAUGUGCCAGGACAGGCCUUUGUCUUUCACACAUCCAUCCCCCGGAUUUAAUUUUAUGAAUGAAUAAUU